Chlamydomonas reinhardtii is the source of this 2652-nucleotide messenger RNA. RefSeq lists its product as uncharacterized. The record is from RefSeq and is a predicted model, not a curated record. Bases 619 to 2193 code for a protein of 524 amino acids. NCBI's taxonomy places the organism in Eukaryota, Viridiplantae, Chlorophyta, Chlorophyceae, Chlamydomonadales, Chlamydomonadaceae. Gene Ontology annotation, molecular function: ATP hydrolysis activity; ATP binding. Gene Ontology annotation, cellular component: microtubule cytoskeleton. The transcript has 9 exons.
CCAUUGCAAUAACACAACACAAGCUGGCAGUGUGAGGCACGAGAAGGUAGCUGCAACUUACUAGGGCUCGUUGCCUUUGUGCCCCGCUGCCAUAGGCGCAAAUGCCCUAUGCGACUAUCUGUUAUCGUUGAUGUGGCUUAUCGUUUAGCAGAGCAACUUUGGGCACUCACAGAGGCGUGCUUCGCGCGCUCAGCUUCCCACGACGCGGGCCUAGAAGAGCCGAGCACCGUCGCGCAGCGUCUGCAAGCGUUCUGCGGUGCCCUUACACCCGCUGUGGCAGUUUGUACGUUGUUGGCGGUGGCAUCCGCGGGGCUAGCAGCAUCCGCUAUCCAGCGCCCACGGCGGGGCCCCGUUUCCCCGCGGCACUCCGCACGAGGGCCUGCUAUCCCUGCAUCGGCCUUUCUCCACAGACCACUCUCAUCCUCGGCCUCGGCUGCUCAUUCGUCUUUAGCGGCGUCGGCGGAGUCCGCGCCGGCCACCGCGGCAGCAGUAGCAGCAAGCACACGAUCUUCAUCCGCAACAACUGUAGCAGCACCAGCAGCAGCGCCGGCAGUAGCAGCCAGGCAUGAGCUGCCGGCGGGCCUGCUGACUCGGCGCUACUGCCAGGCGAGGCUGGGCAUGAAGAGCUUCAGCGGCCUGUGGGGUGGGCUGGCGGCGGCCGCCGGCGUCGCGGGCUCCGGCGGCGUGACUGCCAAGGAGGCGCACAAGGCGCAGGCCAGGGCGCGCGAGAAGCUCAAGGGAUACCAUGAGCUCGCAAAGGAGGCGUUCGACCGGGCUGCCGCCGCGGACGCCGCCGCGCGGCCCGAGGUGGCGGUGCGGCUGUAUCGCACAGGGCUGGAGGCGGCCAGGGAGGGGCUGGCGCUGCAGGUGGGCCCCUCGGCGGGCCUGGGCCCGCUGGCGGACACGGCGGCGGGCUGGCGGGCGGAUCUGGAGGAGUGGUCGCGGCUGGUGGCGGCAAGGCUGCGCGCGCUGGAGUCAGGCAAUGCCUCCACCUCCGCACCCGUACGUCCCGUGUCCGUUGCACAACAACGAGCAGCCCAACAACAGCAACAGCAGCAGCAACCACACUCGGCGGCGGCAGCCAACGGGAGACCUUGGCGGCCUGUCUCCGCCGCCGGCGCCGCGCCAGCGGCGGCGGCGGCGGCGCAGCCGCUCCGGUCCGUCAACGCCGCCAGGCAGCCCGCCGCCGCCGGCGCAGCCGGCGGCGGCGGCGGCACCGCCGCCGUGGUCCGGCAGGGCAGCGGCGGCGCAGCCGCCGCCCGAGCCGGCGGCGGAGCCGCCGCCGCCGCCGCAGACGACGGCCUGGCCAAGUACCGUGAGAUUGUGUUGGGUGAGGUGUUGGAUCGGACUCCGGGGGUGCGCUGGGCGGACAUCGCCGGGCUGGAGACGGCCAAGGCGGCGCUGAGCGAGGCGGUGGUGCUGCCCAGCCUGAGGCCGGACCUGUUCCAGGGGCUGAGGGCGCCGGUGCGCGGCAUACUGCUGUACGGGCCGCCAGGCAACGGCAAGACCAUGUUGGCCAAGGCGCUGGCGGGAGAGGCCAAGACGACCUUCUUCAACAUCUCCGCCUCCUCGCUGACAAGCAAGUGGGUUGGCGACGGUGAGAAGCUGGUGCGGGCUCUGUUCGAGGUGGCGGCGGCGCGGCAGCCCGCACUCAUAUUCAUUGACGAGAUUGAUAGCAUGAUGGGCGCAAGAGGCAAGGCCAACGAGAGCGACGCCAGCCGCCGGCUGCUCACCGAGUUCCUGGUCCAGUUCGACGGCGCGGGCGGCGCCGGUCGCGAGCGGGUGGUGGUGCUGGGCGCCACCAACCGGCCUCAGGAGCUGGACGAGGCGGUGCGGCGGCGGCUCACCAAGCGCAUCUACGUGCCGCUGCCGGACGCCGCGGGGCGCCUGGCGGUGCUGGCCCACCUGCUGCAGGGCCAGCCGCACCGCCUGAGCCGCGGCGACCUGGACGUGGUGGUUCGCGCCACCGCCGGCUACUCCGCCUCCGACCUGGCGGCGCUGUGCAAGGAGGCGGCCAUGGCGCCGCUGAGGGAGCCGGGCGUCAUGGCGCGACUGGCCUCGCUGCCCGCCAGCGAGCUGCGGCCCAUCAUGGGCCGGGACUUCGCGGCAGCGCUGGACGUGGUGCGCCCCUCCGUCAACGCCGCCUCCCUGAGAGCCUUCGAGGACUUCACCCGCGAGUACGGCACGCAGUAGGCAGCAGGCAGUAGCAAGCGGCAGCAGGGGGAAAGCAGAAGUGGCAGUAGCAGCAGGCAACAGCAGCUGUUGGGUGGGCUGUGAACAUGGUGCAUGUGCCAAAGGGGCAUGGGAGAGAGUUUGGCAGUAGCAGGCUGGGCGCUCGUGGGAGUGUCCCGCUGUCGGGCACUCGGCUCCUCUUCCGCACCAGACACCAGGCCUGGUCAGCUGGCGUGGAUCCGGGAGCAUGUCGGGGGACUCGGGGCUGGUCGGAAUUCGCACUGGACCCAGUUGGCUCGCCCCCCAAAGGGGGGCGACAGCCAUAGUCCUCGGCAAGAACCUUACAUUAGGGUUCUGUCCAGUUUUGCGCUUUUUGGUAGAACAUGGACAAGAAUAGAGGCUGUAACAGAGUAUUUGCCAAGUGCAAAAACCCUUGAAGGCAUGCGACACAGAAAAACUAGUAUGUAAAGUGCACCGUCC